Symbiodinium pilosum is the source of this 1308-nucleotide messenger RNA. NCBI's taxonomy places the organism in Eukaryota, Dinophyceae, Suessiales, Symbiodiniaceae. The record is from the annotation of a GenBank genome assembly.
AUGCCUGCGGAUGUCUUGGCCCCGGGAGCUUUGCACUUCUACGAUGCUGUGACUGCCUUUCGAGUGGGAGCAAGUGACCGCCAGUUGCGAAACACGCUGAAGCAGCAGCUGACAGGCAUCAAAAUCGCCUUGCGACGCAAGCGUUUGCAGCCCGAAGUGACAGCUGCCUUGGCCCAAUCUUUGGGAACCCUGGAGUGCUUGAAAGAACUGAAGGCGGACAUCAGUUUCAGCUCCAUCGGUGAAGAUGGCGCGCGACAGUUGGCACAGGCAGUGGGCUCUCUUCAACGAUUACGUAGCCUGGAGCUCCUUUUGGGAGGUGCUGGACUUGGGUAUGCUGGAUGUGAAAAGCUUUCGGAGGAAAUCGGCACGCUGCGGGGCCUGGAAAGACUGAAGUUGGAUUUGAGCCUGAACGACAUCGGCGACACAGGGCUGCGAGAGGUGUCAAAGUGUGUCCGCUCUCUCCACCAGCUGCGAGCUUUGGUCCUAGACUUGAACCGCAACCGAGUGGCAGAUCCAGGAAUCGGAUGCUUGGCCCAAGUGGUGCUGGAGUUGCCCACGCUGACAGACUUUGAAGUCAUGCUCUUUGACAACAGAGUGGGGGAGGAUGGAGCCCGGCAAUUGGCAACCGCCAUGCGCAGUGCGAGGCUGUCAAGGUUGGUCCUGGGACUUAAUAGAAAUGCGGUGUCAGAGGCCGGGGUGCAGGACAUAGCCCAUGCAGUGACGUCGCAGAAGCUACGAGAUUUGGAGCUGGACCUUAGUGUCAGCAGUGUGGGUUGGGCAGGUGCCCAUGAUCUUGGCAUGGCAAUUUCUUCGCUUGAGGGGCUUCAAAGCUUGACGCUCGAUCUCAACGUGAACCACGUAGGUUCUGCAGGUGCUCGUCUCUUGGCGCAGGCUAUCUCAGCGCAACAUUCCCUUGUCAGCCUACGUUUCCUGGCCUCUGGAAACCGCAUUCGUGAAGUGGGUGCACGCGAACUGUCACAGGCGCUGACGUCAUUGAGACGCCUCAUCACCUUGGAGCUGGAUGUUAGUGGCAAUGGCAUAGGUGAUACUGGAGCAUGCGAGCUGGCACGUGCCAUGGGCUCCCUGGGAAAAUUGAGCAGGCUCGUUGCCGACUUGCGCGGGAACCUCGUGGGAGAUCAUGGGGAGCGUGAGCUUGCCCGUGCGGUGGGUGAUUUACCCAAGCUGGAGCGCUUGGAGUUGCGCCUGGCUGGAAACUGCAGAACCGGGGUCGGGCCAUGGCAUCAUGAGCUGAAGAACGCUGUGCAGAAGUUGCAGACUGGUGGCUGCAUUUGCGAUUUCUCUUAUUGA